GAUGAGCGAAGAAUAUUUAGGCGAAAGCGAGAGGAGGGGCGGGGGGGAGCGCGGGGCAGGAAGAGUACCUCGGCCAAGAAAAUUAUGCAUGCGUUAGGCAAGCUCUGAGAGAAUGGCUGUGGAAGCUCUCCACUGUGGUUUGAAUCCACGGGGUAUCGAUCACCCUGCCCAUGCUGAAGGAAUUAAGCUGAAAAUUGAAGGUGAAGGUGUAGAAUCUCAAUCCAUUAAAAACAAAAAUUUCCAGAAGGUGCCUGACCAAAAAGGAACCCCCAAGAGACUGCUGGGAGAAGCUGAGACAGCAAAGUCAGCCACGGUGAAGCUGUCAAAACCAGUGGCCCUGUGGACCCAGCAGGAUGUCUGCAAGUGGUUGAAGAAGCACUGUCCAAAUCAGUAUCAGAUCUACAGUGAGUCAUUCAAACAACAUGACAUAACUGGGCGAGCCCUGCUGAGACUCACCGACAAGAAGCUGGAACGCAUGGGGAUCGCCCAGGAGAACCAGCGACAGCACAUCCUGCAGCAGGUGCUCCAACUGAAGGUGCGGGAAGAAGUCAGAAACCUGCAGUUACUCACACAAGAUGCUGGAGGCCAGUGGUGAUUGACCAGAAGAAAGGGAGCUGUACCCUGGAACUUCUGAAUCGCCUCAGCGGAGGGUUCUCCAUAAACAUGUCAGCCUUGCAAGCUGCUGUCCUGCCAGUGGGCAUGAGCAUGGCCUGUUCCCCAGAGAAAGACUUACUCAUGGCACUGCCAGAAGAGAUCCUUGGAGCACUGACAGAGUCGCUGGAUUAACUGAGAAAAUGCCUAUUCGGUCAAGAUUAUGAAGUUUGGGAGGAAAAACAUCUUGGUUUGCAGGGGAUUUUCAAAUGAGGUGCAUAACAUACAGUGCCAACUCGUUCCAAGUGGUCAUUGGCAGACCAUUAGCUGGAAAAUUGCUUCCAGUUUUCAUCACUGUGCAUAACUCAAGUUCCCCCCUUGGGCUCUGUCUGUGCCCUUCACUAGACGUCCUGUUUUAGCAUGGCAACUACUGGAUUAUUUCAUUAAGUGUGCAGAUGGCAUGAUGUUUUAGAAAAAAAAUACAGGCGUUCUGCAGUCUCAGUGGAAGGGUUCACAAUAUUAUACCCUGGUAGGAAUGUAAACGUGUCUUGAUAUUGUGUUAGUUACCAUGUCCAAAGGUGUUCUGUCGAAUGCUAACGCACUUUAUAUGAGAACACUACACUGAGAUGAAAUAGCACAUUUGAUACACGUAGGAAAACAAACGUCUUCUCUUUUCUUUAUAAAUCUUGUCUUAUUUCUGGCUCAGACUGUCCAAGACAAAGUCCACUCCUAGUGUCCUCCCACUUGUCUGUGGUUCAUCAGUGUAAAUAUGGCCACAAUACUGUUAGAUUUCACUUGCUGACACUUUACUGGAUAACCAGAUUACUUAGAGCACAAAGGGAAGUAGAAGUUAGCAAGCCUGGGGACUGAACUAUUGCAAGUCUUGGUUCAUUGUACCCAGGCACAACUUGACACAUGACAUCAUGACACUCUGUACAGCCUACUUCUCUUUGGCCGAUGCAUACAUACUCUUCUAUAUAGGAGAUCUUCCAAACACAAAGACCAUGGUGGGUUGAUGCCAAGGGCAGCAGAAUGCAACCUUCCUUAGUGGUCCCACUUCUGCCCUUAGGAAAACUUCCAGAGGUCAAGUUUAAAUCACAGUUCUGGAGAGAAGCAUCAAAUGACCCCCACUGUGUGCCUAGAGAAGUAAAGCAUUCAGCCCACACUAGGUUUCUUCCUCAGCAUAGAACUUACUCUUCCCCUUUAAUACUACCUGGAUGUAUAUAUGACUUUUUUAAAUUCUGUCUAACAACAAAGCACAGCCCUGGGAAACCUGUCCAGUCAGUGGUUGCUUACCUGAACACUGGAGAACUGUUCAUUGAUAUUGAUUGCCCCCUUAUGAUACAUUAGCAUCUUUUCCCUGGAAAUUGAACCUUGGCUGGAUCAAACCUCAGCAAAGUGUGUUAUGAGCACUCACUAACCUAACCUGAGACCAAUAGGCAUCAGAGACUAAUAUUUAAAAUAGAGGUAACAACUUCUGGUACCCGUCCAGAGAAAGCAAGCCAGACAUUUUACAUUGUCUCCCAACACUCAUUCUCUGUCUCCGCUUGAAGUCUCAGGAAGUGGAGAGCCCCGAAUGUGAUACAAACAGGAUAUCUCUCCACAGGAUGGCUCCUGUCAGAUGUGGACUAGAAAGGGACCUCCUGAUAGGAACUCAGAGUAAUGAGAGCUAACAUGAAGUCUGGACUUUUCACAGAUCACCACAGAUCAUAAUUAUCUAAAAAGCUGAAAUUGGUAAUCCAAACCCAGGCUGCCAAUACCCCUGCUCUAUGACCCAUCCUUUUGCCUUAGUUCUAGAAGCAGGGUCUAUGCAUUCCCUCAUUCUUUCUUUUCAUUCAGCAAGCAUCUGUAAAAGGACCGCCAUGUGCCAAGAACUGUAUUGGGUCAACUCUAGUAUAUAAGGCACACUCCUACUGCUUCCAUUGAAUGGGUUUUUUUUUCUCUUCAACACUACUCUCUUCCCACAGUACAAACUGAAUUGAGAUAUCCACACCCACCCACCCACCCUCACCUUACCAGAGAAACAAAGGAAAAUGUUCAUGACAGACAGCAGGCAGAUCCCAUUUCUGAAUGAGUGAGCAGCUUGGGAACACAUACAGAACCUUGCUAGACAGCCAGCUAAGUUGAUCCAAGCUUCCCACAGCAGCUCCCAGUUGCUAUCCUCGAUGCCCACCCUGGUCUAUUUCCAUCCUUCCUGUAGAUACUACUGUUUAUCACUAUGCUCAAUUCUCUGAAAUGCCAAUUCUAUAACUACUCCUAAAGACCCUGAAUUGGUUCUAAUGAAUCCUAUAAACCCUGUCAGGUGCUGGGAUAUUGUAGCUGAGAAUAAACUGGUGUAAUCCGUGAUAUUCCUGCUAAAACCCUUGGAGAACUAGAUGCCCAUUCUAGGACAGAUGUCCACUAAAUGAUCAUGGACUAUUGUCGUUUUGGCUUUUGCAAAACAAUCUGAAUGACUUUUUUUUAAAGUUGCCUCUUUUUUUUGAGUCACAGGAAUACUGUAACAUUAUGGAAAGAUAAUGGUUAAAGAUGAAAAUGGAAAAAUGGAAAAUGAAGGCCCUGAAAGAGCCCAGUUGAAAAUGGUGUCUCUUAAAAAUGCCUUAAUGUCUGGCACAACCCACAUAUUUGCAUAUGAGCCCGUACUGUUUUCCAAACUGUCAGCCUCUGUUUGAAACAGUUAUAGGUUUGGAAACAUGGUGGCAUGACAUCUGUGCAUGCACAAGCAAAACCAGAAAAAAAAAUGGAGAAAUGAUUUCAUUCACAGCCUUCGGCUACCUUGUGUGGUGACCCUCUGUGAGAUUGCCCCAUGGUUACUUCUUGCUCUGUUGUGUGUGUUUGGGGUGGGGAGUUGGGUGUGCAAUUUUAUCUUCCAGAAACCCAGGCAUAUCUGUGGUGGGUUAUGUUUUGUAGGACAGGAGAUAUGGGGAGCUAAGGGAUAAAUGUUUUAAUAUCUAAUGAUUGAGGCUUUAAUUUUUCCUUUUUCUUAAACCUGGACUACCCUUUUUACUAAAAGGCUGACACUCACACUUAUGCAGGAAAAGCACUCUUGGGAAUGAACUGAAAUGAAUAAUUAUCAGAUUCUCCAGGGUGCUGAGGGGAAUAGCUCGGUUCACAUCCAAAAUCAAGUUUAAGUAUGCAGAGCACCAUGGUUCUGCUGGGGUCGAAAGCAAUUCGUGCCAGUAGCUUGAAACUUGCCUAGGACGGAUAGGGACCCCAUCAACUUUCUUUAUGGGACGUGGCUCACCUUCAAAUCCCUGUGCUUGCUCCGUGACAUGUAUACCCAGUAUUUCAAUUUCUACCUCCACAAUACGGGUAAAGAUGCCAGGUUCUCUCCAGAGUCAUUCUGCAGCUGCCCAAACAGAGGCAUACAAUCCUCAGUACUGAGGAGAACGUGCCAUUUUUAACACUCAAUGGGGAGAGGGAAGAUGAAGGAUGACUGUGAAUAUAAACUAAGGAUGAGAACCUCUAAUGGAUCCACCUCACACACCCUAAAUGUUUUCUUUGUCUGCAAAUGUCACGUAAUUAGUUUUGGAUAGCAAAAAUAAAAGUCUCAAGGAAGUAAAGUUUUCAAGGCACCCCUAAGAUGUUUUUUUAAUCCAAACCUCUCCCCCACACAUUAGCAGCUUCAUUCUUUUCAAUGUUUUCUUCCAUCUUCUUUAGAGUAAUUUUGCUACUUGACAACUAGACUUAAAGUUGCCAUAGACUUAAAAAUCAAAUCUCUGAAAGUGACAAAAAUUCCUUUAUUCUUUAAAGGCUGUUGUUAUUCAUCCCAUCUUCUCCAACCCCCUCCAUCCCACUUUUUGCUUUAUUUUAUGUGUGUGUGAUUUUUUUCUUUCUUCUCACCUCUUUCUUUCGCAUAGUGCUAUAGAUAUAUUUCAAGUAUUCUAUAAAGAACUCAAAUAGAACCACAGAGCCCUCACCAGUUUUUUCCCCUUCCUGACUAAAAAAUUGAGCCUUAAGCUUGACCUUGAUGCAGCCCAAGCAGCAGUGGGACCCCCAUUUUCAUCUCCAGAAAGUCACUGGUCAGUGGUGAUCAUUCGAACAAAGCCAGCGGGAUUAUAGAGGAGGGCAGGCCGGGAAACAUAUCUAGUUGAGCAGAGCUGAGGACUCUAUUUCAAAGACAAGCAAGCCUCCAACUCAAUCUCCUUAGAUCCGGGUCUAAUCCUAGAGCCAGAGCAUGGUACUGUGAACUCUGUUUUAUCAAUAGACAGAACUGGGGGCUUAAAGGUAAAUGAAGACUGAUUCAGUUAUGUUCCUCUGAUGAUGUCUGUUACCUGGAAUACAGAAUAGACUUGGAAAGCUAUGAGUGAGGUGAAAAAAAUAAAAGACUAAGUGUGCCUUUGUGAAGGUGGCUACAGGGUCAAUAUCCAUGGUGAUGCCUUCUGUCCAUCACUUCAGUUUCAGAGGCACAAUCCUGGAUGAGGAAGUAGGAAGGGACAAGAGCUGUUUCUAUCUAAACUCUAAAAUGUACCCCAUGAAAUUUAGGUGCCGAAAUGAAAAAGAGAAAGACCAUCAGGCAUGGACCAGCUCUGGUCCUCUGCUUCACAUCAAAUGACAAAGCAAUGACUUCUAUGGAGUAGUGAAACCUGGUCACUCAAGGUUUUAUAAAACUGUUUCAUUUACCAUAUAAGGCUACUUAAGAACCAUAAGCACCAAAGAAUUCUCCCAUCUGAACCCCCUUUCAUACUUAUUUCAAGCAUUAAAGACAACAACAAUCUAUACUGGCUGCCAUUUAAAAGUCACUGGUGACAGGACUCUUGCUGAUUCACAAAGCCAACAGACAGAAUGAUACCAAACAAACGUUGUUGGUCUUUUGACAUUCCUUCCAAUCACAUAACAUUUUCAAAUUUUGGAGCUAAUGGUUUGGGGGAUUUGUGUCAAUCAGUUGUUUUAUUGCUGUUUUCCAAACCCCAGAAAUUUCCAGUACCAUAAAACGGAUCUUAGAACUGGACCUUUCUGCCCAAAGUGUCUGGUGUUGGCAUAUCAGCUCUGCUGAAAUGCUAAGAAAUGUAUUGAGCUGGGCAAUGGUGACACAUGCCUUUAAUCCUAGCAUCAGGAGGCAGAAGCAGGUGGAUCUCUGAAUUUGAGGCCAGCCUGGUCUACAGAGCAAGUUCUGGGACAGCCAGAGCUACACAGAGAAACUCCCUGUCUUGAAAAACCAAAAGAAGAAAGAAAGAAAGAAACUUCACCCAACUAGGAGGUACUCAUGCCUAGAGUAACUAACUGAAACACUGGAGAGUGCUGGUUACCUGCCGCCAUGUUCACAACCUUUUAGAAUUCAAUCAUUUGGAUCAAAGGAAAUAAAUAAUUGAAUCACACAGUUCUUUCCAUAUUAGUAUAGACAUAGUUAUCAAAUGUAGAAUUCCAGUGUUAAGUGUUUUGAAAGAACACACAAAUCUGUUUUGUGAUGUUUCAUUUAAUCACUACCACACCAUCUCAAGUUCUACAAAAAUAUAUUAAAAUACUCCACGCUGAAACAAAACUCUAUAGCAAGAAUUCUUAUUAUAGUAGAUCAUUAUUUCACCUGGGAAGGAGAAACUAAUUUUGCCUCCAAUUCAAUACCUUGGGCACUUUAGAGGUUGUUUCUAUCCCACUUACAAACGGAGCAUGCUCUGCUGGCAUCUCCUGAGAAGUGACCACAACUUCUAAAACAGCACAAGGACCAUAAAGACCUUUUAAGUACACUAGCUAUACUCCAUGUUCAAACUUAAAUACAAAACUAGGGCUUGGAAUUUCAGUGUUGUUACGGGUUUGAAGAUUGUUAAAUCAAAGCCAACCACAUUGGGAGCUGACCACAGACUCAGGAGGUUUUGGGCAAUUCCCUGUCUGGAUCCCAUGCAGUUAACUCAAGAUAAGCAUGUGUUUCCUCACAUAUCAGCUGCAGAAGUGAAGCAUGUGCCAGUUCUCAAAAGGCCUUUGGUGGAGCUGGAGAUAUUAUUAAUUUGGUAGUGUUAUUAAUUUGGUAGCAUGCACAAAGGCCUAAGUUGGAUCCCUAACACCACCUAAACCAGGUAGAGCAGUGCAUGCCUGUCAUGCCACCACUGGAGAGAAAGAGGCAAGGGAGGACCAAGAGUUCAAGGUCAUCCUGGACUGCAUCACAAUUUUGAGACUAAUCUGGACUGCAUGAGAUCCUGUCUUGAUAAAUUAAUCAAUUGAAAAGACCCCUGGUUACUGACAGAAACCUUGAAGGUCGUGUUAGUUGCUGAUGGCUAUUUAUGUUCAAAUUGCUAGAACCUUGUUUUCAUCCUUGUUUGUCUGGGGUUUUUUUGUUUUGUUUUUGGUUUUUUGUUGUUAUUAUUGUUUGUUUUUUAACAGUGCUGGGAAUUGAAUCCAGGGCCUCUGGCAUGCUAAGCCAAGGGUUCUACUCAUGAGUCACAUCCCCAGGGCCAUCUUUUUCAUGCUUAGCCCACUCCUACCUCAGAUCACCAGCAACAGAAGUCUUAGCUUCUGGAAGGGUGUUGACCCCAUACUUGUGCUUGCACUCACACUGGGCAAUGGUGGGGCUCUGCAUCGUUCACCCCCUUCGUCUCCCAGCCGAAAGCAUUGUCCUAAAAAUGCCAUGCUGCAGGACGCUGGGGAUUGGCUAGUAGAAGACGCUCACGUUGCAGAGAACUGAGUAAGACCGGGUCCCUUCAUUUGCACUGUCCAUCUCAGUGGUGAUGAGAGCAGAAGCCUGUCUGCCGAGAAGCCAAGGCAGAGCAAAUGUUCUGAAACUAAUUCGACUACAGCUCUUGCACCACUAAACCACACGACUGUAGUUCUAGUUAAUCCAACUGUUUAAUGUUAUUAGGCACUAAGUUAAAUAGCUUUACACGAAAUUUUAGAAAAGAUCAAUAUUGUAACAAAAUUACAGAUUAGCAGUAAAAAGCACCUGAGAAAAGAAACUAUCGAUCUGUUGUAGUUUAUAUACUUACGUUAUUCUUAGGACUUUGUAAGAGAUUGGCGCUUCACUGAUAAAGGGAAAGAAACUGUUCGGGAUUCAAGAAUGGUGGUAUAACAGCAAUUUCUGGGGGCUUUGGGCCUUAAUCUUUCUGGGAUGCUCUGUGUCCCUCAGCAGACAGGGUUGUUUGAAGACUAGAAGGGGCUAAUGGGUAAAGUUGUCCCAUACCACAUAUUUAUGAAUAAUUGUCAUGGCAAACUGGGUUAUGGGCUUUGUUAAUGAUACUGUUCCUCAUUUUUGAGGUUUUUUUUUUCUUCAAAAACUAUUAUUACCAAGCCUCCACUCUGAGAUUAAAAGAAGAAAAGGAAAUAUGAGAAAGUAAUACAUGGUAUUUUACAUAUGUGUGUGAACACACAUACACACAAAUGGUUGGACACACAGACUCACACACAAACACACAUAGACACACACAGAGACAUGCACACAGAUACACACACACACACACACACACACACACACACACACACACAUGCUUUUUCUGAGAUACAGGAGAUGUUCUCCAGAGCUUUCAGUGGCAGCAUCCACUUAUCUCCCCUCCCCCUCUCCAAGGUUCAGAGAACAGUGACCUACCCAGAGAUGAGUACAGGCAAAGAUUCCCAACCUUCAGCCUGAACAAGGCCACAGAGCAUGUGCAGUUCCCAAGCUGGGGGCAUCAAGAAUUACAUAGGCAAGGCAGACUUCCUUGAUCAAGUGCUAUUGCAUGUUAGUAUUUGUUCUAGAAAAGAAAUAAGAAAAAAAAUCAUUUGAUAUAGAUUAAACAGAGCAGCAAUGCGCUCUGCAGACUCUGAGGGGGCGGAGGGUGUAGUUCCAUGAUGGAAUGUCUGCCUAACAUAUGUAAGGACCCAUGUUCAACCUCCAGCACCACAAAAAUGAAAAGAAGAAAAAUAACUCUCCCCCAAAAUAACAAAGUCUGAGGGAAGAUCAGAUUAGGGAAAAAAAAAAAAAGACUGGUUCAUUCUUUGACCAGCGUGUCUAAAAAGCACAUUUCAUAACAUAGUAGUCUAUGGAGACUGUAGACAUUAUAGCUUCCUUAAGUGCACAGUGAACACAGCGGUCUUAAUUGUGUUGGUCUCCCAAGACUGGUUCAUUAAAUAGGAAUUUCCCUUAUCUAUUACCCACAAUUGCUCUGCUUUUUUCUUCCUUUUCUUUUGUUCACUUGUUUCUUCUCUUUUCUUUUUCACUCCAGAAAGUAUUCCAGGCCCAGAGUUAGAAAAACACAUGAAGUUAUGUGGCAUAAACAAGAGUGCCUUUCCCGUUGGAAGUCCACCUUCCUGGGCUCCACGGUACCAGAUGUUUAGAAACAUUUCUCCUCUAAACACAAGAAUCAUUGUGCACCACAAUUUUGAGCCACUGACUUACAUAUCUUGAGCAGCUACCAACUUGCCAAUUCCCUUUGGGUCUCCUUUAUAUUUUCUUAGAAUAUUUCUUUCUAUUUUGGGUUUUCUUCAUGAAGACUGGGAAGGGGCAUGAUUCUUUUUAAAUUGAUAAAAAAUAAAAAUAAAACUGUACAGAUUUCUGCCCACUCGUAUUCGUGAGCAUGAUCUCUAUCAGGCUUGAAAACCGGCUUUAUCAUUUUGUAUAUUUGACUAUUUUGUAUUCGGCAUUAUUUGAGUCCUUAUGUGCAUGGCAAUGUAUUAAAAUGUGGGAUUUCUA
This is a messenger RNA of Peromyscus maniculatus bairdii (prairie deer mouse), 9181 nucleotides long. It is a transcript of the gene Samd12, whose product is annotated as sterile alpha motif domain containing 12. Gene Ontology annotation, biological process: cell surface receptor protein tyrosine kinase signaling pathway. Lineage: Eukaryota; Metazoa; Chordata; Mammalia; Rodentia; Cricetidae. Gene Ontology annotation, molecular function: protein binding. Gene Ontology annotation, cellular component: cytoplasmic side of plasma membrane. The record is from RefSeq and is a predicted model, not a curated record.